AUGUCGUCUGACGAGCUGACAUCGUUCCUGGACGAGCAUGAGCAAGAGAAAGAUGAGCAUGACAGUCGAUCCAAACACACCAGGAGGAGAGCUCCAGUUAUCACCAUUCUGGUGGUAACGAACAUAGCUCUCCUGGUCGCUUGCGUCUUCUUGGCGUUCAAGCUGAGCUCGAUAUCACAUGGACGGUCUGCAAACUCGAGUGUUCCCGACCCAUAUUCUCCUGCCAAUGCUGUCAUCGAAUAUGAGCAACGCAAGAUGAUCUUCAACGAUACCCGGUUCACCGGAUACCCGUCAGCAAGCUGGGAAGAUUACAUGCACGAUUUGUUGGAAGGGACGCUGUUGCGUGUAUCGGACGAUGAACUCCAACAACAUGGAUUCGACUCGAUACCCCUGAAAGACGGUGGUUACGCUGCCGGCCUCGGGAUCGCACACAACCUGCACUGCGUGAAGAAGAUCAAAUUGUUCCUGUAUCGAGAUUACUUCUACUCGGAUCUGGAUCCGGAAGGUGCGGAGUAUGCUCAUACUCAGGAACAUGCAGGUGGGUUACUCGUCUCCUAA
Messenger RNA from Zasmidium cellare ATCC 36951, 558 nucleotides. RefSeq lists its product as uncharacterized. The transcript is spliced from 3 exons. The record is from RefSeq and is a predicted model, not a curated record. NCBI's taxonomy places the organism in Eukaryota, Fungi, Ascomycota, Dothideomycetes, Mycosphaerellales, Mycosphaerellaceae. Gene Ontology annotation, biological process: mycotoxin biosynthetic process. Bases 1 to 558 code for a protein of 185 amino acids.